AUUAACUCCCACCCUCGAAGAUCAGAGGAUUGUAUCGACUUCGUUCGUGCGAUCGUUCGAGUCAAAGAAUUGGGGUACCCGUUACCAUUUAACAAAAUUGAAAUCAUUUGAACAAGUUUCAUGGAUAAUCACGAUUCUCGCGAGAGAGAAAAGCUUUAGAAGUGUACCUUAGUACGUCAAUCUUUACUUAUUACUAUGAGCAUGUGAAUUUAAAAAAAAUGUUCGAAUAAUGAGGAUUUCGCUGAACUUAAUUAAUUUCGUUCGUAUAAUCAUUUUUAAGGGAUAACAAGGAAAUAGAGACACAAGGAAUAGAAAGCACAAUUUCAUUGGCAAAUCAAUAGAAACAAUCGAUCGAUCUCAUCGAUCGUUCGAUCGAUUCUCGAUAUGAAAGAAAAUCACAUUUUAGCGAAAGUAUUAGCGAUAUGCGCGUACUCGAACUAAAAAUAGGUGACGACGACGAGACUGAAAGACGCGAAUAAUUUAACAGAUAAUAUUUUUGGAUGAAAUCAUUCUAUCGAAGAAAGAUCUAAAGUAUGGGAACACGCUCUCUAGUAAUAAAAACCAGAAUCCAACAUGACUUGACUUCACUCAACUCCGCGAUUCGACUUGACUCGACUCGAUUCGACUCGACUCAACUCGCUUGUUCGCGGAGAAUGCAUUUCCCGUAAAGGCAAUUCCGAAGCACGCUUUCCAAUCAAAUCCGUCGAACCGAUCAAUGUUAUUAUCCUCGAGAAAUGUCUUUGCUUAUCUCGACAAGCUUAUCUCUCUUGCACUACGAUGCGCUAUCUUUUUAUUUUCCCAACUAAUACACAAACGAUAAGGAUUACAUGAAAAAAAAAUAAAAAAAAUGAAGUGGCGAUUUAAUCGUUGACAUUUUUUCCGGGGUGGUGUAGGGGGAAAAGAAUAGGGAGAUGAAAGAUCGUUAUCAAGCAGAAGAAAGAAAGAUCCCUUUCGUGCGAUAGGCAAGAGAGUACCGAGCCCAUUUUUCAAGUCCGUGGCCCUUCGGCCCCGCUCGGGUCCGAAGAAACGAGCCCGUUGAUGGUACAUAGCAUUGGUGGGGGUAAGGAGAGCAAAUGGUGGGGGCAGGGCCGCUGAGUGGCGUUCAGUACCCGACGCACCGUCGAUCGGUGUGUGUCUGUAUUCGUCCUUUCCGUUAUUUUUUUUCCUUAUUCUUUCUUGCAACGCGACUAAUUCGUCUUUUUUCUUUUUCUUUCCCCUUUCUUUUUUUUUUUUUUUACUUUUCUUCCCUUCUCAUUUUCUUUGAUCUUUUUUUUUUUUUUUUUUUUCAAUUUCUAUCUUUACUCGACGAGCCCUAUUGCUCGAGGCAAGAACAACCAGCGGCAGGUAAAAGGCGAACAGCACCUGCAAACGAAGGAAGGAAAACUUUGUCUAUUAUCGUUUCUUCAAAUCAUUCUCGAACGUCCAUCCUAAUCUUUGUACGAAGAAGCUCUCGCGAUCGAAAGGAUGAAAUCGUUUUCGUUAGGAUUGAUAGAUAGAUCAAUGGAUGGAUAGAUAAAUGAAUGGAUGGAUGGGAUGGAUGGAUGGAUAAAUGGAUAAAUGGAUUGACGUAUAGAUAGAUAAAUAGAUAGAUAGAUAGAAAGAAAGAAAGGUGCGCGAGAAUGCGUUUGCAUUCACCUCGAACUAUAGUGGAGACGUUCGGCCGAUCGAGGCUGUUGUUACGCGUGCAACAAGUGGUACUCGUUGUCGGUGACGACAGGAUGAUGCGACGACCGACCGUGGACCUUUUAAGAAAAGUCACACUCGUGUGAAACGUUUUCAAAAGAGUGAGGGAUAAAAAUAUAUAUAUAUAUAUAUAUAUAUAUAUAUAUAUAUAUAUAUAAAAGAUAGCAUAGAGCAUACGAAAGGCCAAAGAAGCAGCUUCUCUCUUUCGCUUUGGAAAAAAGUGGCUCGAGGUCGUGCCUCGAGCACGAAUCUUCGAAUUCUUCUCUUGGCUCGUGGCACGCGAUGCGAGAGGCGAUCCUCAGCCUCGUGUAACGUCGCCUGUGAUCGUGUCGACGACGACGAGGACGACAACGACGACGACAGUGGCUCGCUGUCAUUAUUAUAAUACACACACAAUCUACGUUUCCAUUCAAUAAUAAAAAAAGGAAAAAAAGAAACUUUAUGAGAUGUUCGCUAAGGAACAGGUGAACCGAGGACACAUUGUGUCACCCGAUAUCUAUCUAUUCCUAUAACAAACAGAAACAAAGAAAAAGAUUAUCCAAUCUUCAGCAAUGAGAUUAUUAACGUCGAGAUUGCAUUCGCCUCGAAAAUUAUCGAAGAUUAUCCUCGAGUGGUUAUUUACGUCGGCCAGAUCCGUUCAGUCGAGAAUCGGCAAGUGACAACACAACACUGUGCCUGAGAGAAAAAUAAAGAGGGAAGAGGGAGAGGGAGAAAGAGAAAAAAAAAAACUUGAGAAUCGAGAGUGCCUAUAGUAGUCGACCAUGAUGAAGUUCAAAUCGCUGUUUCGCAGAGGACAGCAAAGCCAGCAGCAGCAGCAGCAGCAGCAACAACAACAGCAGCAGCAGCAGCAGCAGCAGCAGCAACAACAACAACAACAACAAUCGACGCAGGGCCCACAACAACCACAACAACAGCAACAGGUCCCCCUGCGUCAGGCCCCGAGCGCCUCCUCGCUCGAAACAAAAACUGAGAGCUUAUCGACGGAAAACUGGAGUUCGAUCGGUAAAGAAGUUCCCAAGAGCAACGCCAAGAAUCAGCAACAGCAUCAGAAAGGACCCGCUAAGGGGUCCAGGAUGCAGGAGCUGGAACGGGAGAUCGAGAUCUUACGAAAGGAUCGUGCCCGGCUUGAGGCUAACCUAAGGGAAGCAACUACCGAUGCUCAAUCGUUACACGACCUGAAAACUGAACUCGCGUCUCUCAAGGAGCAGCAUAGUCUGGAGUUAGAUCGUCUUGCAGAAGAGAAUGAAGCUCUUCGUGCCCGUCUUAGGAAUGUAGCUCAUUCUCCGUUAUCUGAUUCAGAGAAGCAGCAGCUGCUAUUAGAUGCAUCAAGGCUUCAUAAUUCUGCACCAGCUUCGAUUGCUAUACCUCAAGAUGAUAGCUGUACACCAAAUGCAAAUCUAUCACAAGACAGUGCGCAAUGCACUACUCCGGAUUGGGAUAAACAUUCCUCUAGCUCUAUAUCAGAAGUUUCAGUGGCUUGUCUUCAAGACAGAAUAUUACAAAUGGAAGAAACGCAUUAUUCCACUAAUGAAGAAUUACAGGCAACUAUUCAAGAAUUGAGUGAUUUACAAGCUCAAUUAACGGAACUGCAAGCUGACAAUGAAAGAUUAACAGAAGAAAAAGGUGUACUUUUGGAAUCAUUGUGUCGACAAACAGAAAAGCUAGAAGAUUCAAGAUCAAAAGUUGAUACUUUACAAGGACUUUUAUUAAGAGAAGAACAACCACAAGAAUCGUCUAAAGGUUAUAACACAGAAAGAGAACAAAAAUUAGUUGACUUAUUGAAAAGUGCUCAAGAAGAACGAGAAGCUCUGCUUCAAAAGCAAGAAGAAUUAACGUCGGAACUGAAAAAUUUAAGAACGACCGCCGAUGCUAAUGCUACAGAAGCAGAAAGAUUAAGAAAAUGUGUCCAUUUGCUUGAAUCUACUAUAGAAACAGUCAAUAUAGAACGUAAACAAUUGGAUGUAGAAUUAGCAGAAGCACGUCAAGAAGGUGCGAACAGAAGUAUAGAAAUUAGCAGAUUAGCUACCUUACUGGAUAAUGCCAGAGCUAAGAUUGAAGAAUUGGAGCAAUCAAGACAAGUAGAAAGUAAAAGUGAAGCUGAUGAAUUGUUAGAUGCUGCAAGACGUGAGAAAGAUACAUUAGAAACGCAAGCUGCAGCUUUACAAGAACAAUUGGCACGUUCGCAUUGUGAUCAUGAUCGUCUUAGAGAUCAAUAUUCUCAACUUCAAGAAGAAUACAAGGUUGCUCGAAAUAAUGCUAAAUCAGCUAUUGAUGACUUGGAAUAUAGAUUAAAUCAAUUGAAAGAUGAACGACUUUCUGUCAGUACCGAAUUACAAUUAGUAAGAGAUUCUUUGGCAGAAUUACAAACACAAUGUCAACGACAUCUAGAAGAUAAAAGAGAAUUGAAGGCUGCUCUUAGCGAAGCACAAAGAAGGGAACGGGAAGCACAAACUCAUCAAUACGAGUUAGAACGUGCUUUAGCUGAGGAACGUAGAUUGAGACAAGAAGAAAGUGCUGAAUGGGAACAAUUCCAGACGGAUCUACUUAUGACUGUUAGAGUUGCGAAUGACUUUAAAACUGAGGCCCAGAGCGAAUUAGAACGUGUAGUAUUGGAAAACAAAGCGCAAAGAGAUAAAUUGAGAACAUUAGAGGCUCAACUAGAUAAACUUAAUAAAGGCAAUACCACAGUGUCCAACAAUAAAGUAUUUGACACUACUAGCAGAAAUAAACGAAAACCGACUAGCAUUAUUUUGAAACGUGGACGUACUAUUACAAAACGUCCUCGUGAGAUAAGACGGCACAUAUCACCGACUAAUUUUUUUAAAACGUUAAUCAAAAAAAAUUCAUACAAGAUGAUAAAUAAACCUACCGAACUUGCUCCUAUUAAUACAACAAAGGAACAAGAUAUUACAGAGUUAUCAAAAGAUGAAACAGAUCUGGGUAAUCCAUGCUCUAUUAAAGAAGUAAUUAAAGUAGAUGAAAAAUUAAUGUCUGGUAAGGAGAUUGAAUUUUGUCCAGCUUCUACUCCAAAAAGUAGAAAUCUUGAUACGAGUACGGGACUGACUAUAUUAGAAAGUAAGAUCGUAGAUUCGACAAAAGAAAGUGUCAAUGAAAUAUCUGAAAAAUUAUCUACUAAUCAAUCUGUAAAUAUCCAACAAAGUGAAUUAUAUUCUGAGAUAAAUAAUAGCAUAGAUAUAGAUUUAAAAAAUGAUCUAGAAAAUGAGAAUAGUAAUCGUAAACUUUAUAUUCCCAGCUCACCUAAUAUAGAUAAAAAUGCAAUUUUUAAAAGCUCUCUACUAAAAAAUAUCAAAGGAAUUCAAAGUAUUGAUACAAAUUCUUAUGGUAUCAAUAUUUCGAACAGUAGAUUUUUUGUACCAAAGAAUUAUGUAUUUUCUGAUAUUGACAGUUCAAUGAAUGAUCUUAAAUUUGAAGUAGAUCCUGAGAUGAGCAAAUUAUUGCAGAAAAAUGAAAAUAAAAUUCCUAAUGGAGCAGAUUCAAAUUUAAUCUCAGAAAUCACUAAUGAAAAAUCUCCUUUGGAAGAUUCAAUAAUAUCCAAAACAACAGUGACCAAAGAUACUUUUACAUCAGAUGAUAAAGAAAAAUCCUUGCAUCAGCUUCCUGAGGCAAAUAAUUUAACAAAAGAAAUUAUUAACUUGAAUGAUAAAAAGAAACGAUUAUUUUUAAAAAGAUAUGAAUCAAAACCAAGUAGUGAAAUAGUUGACUCUCUUUUGGAUAACAUACAGUAUAAACCAAAAUUGAAUAUGAUUAAUUAUUAUUUACGACAUAAGAAUUUUUCUGCGUCAUUAGAUAAUCUUGAUUCCUAUAGAAUUACCGAUAAUAAUGAUAUUAUUCAAACUCAUAGAAGUUACGAAUCUCUUCCAAUUAUUGAUUAUGAAGCGAAAAAUAAAAUGAUAAAUGAAAAAAAUUCUAAUAAUAAUCAAUCUAUUAUAGAUAAUAAAAAACAAAAUUGUAUUUCUGUUAAUGACAAUGAACAAUCUCCUAUAAAACGUAAUUAUCGUUCGGCACAUGAUGCAGAUACGCAUACUUCAGUUUACAAACAAAGGAAUAUCGAUGUAAAGGCAAAAACAACUAAAAAUACCAUAAAAAGUAAAGAUGCCAAUUACAGUCCAAAUAAUAUUUCUAUUAAAUUUCAUUUAGAGAGGGAUCAAUUGAAAGAUCAAGAUUCCUUGAAUUGUGAAAGAAAUAGUACAGGAAAAGCAAUUUAUGAAUGUAACAAAUCUAAAUCUUUUCAAUAUUCAAAACAUAAUUAUUUAGAAAAACGUAAUUCUUAUCCAUCUAUGUCUUCUAUAAAGCAUAUUCCUAUAUCUUCUGUUUGCAACACAAUACAUUCUAUAACACCAUCGUACACAUCGAAUAGAACUUCAACCUAUACUUUAAGAGACAGGACUCAAACAUCUGAACAAUUUUCUCCUACUAGAAUGCUAAACAAAUCAUUUAAAGACAUAUCCAAAUAUAAUGAUAUACAAAGUGAUAGAUAUCUAGCUUUAUGUGAAGCUAAUCGUCUGAAACGUUUGAAAUUUUUAAGGAUGAACUUGCAAACAGAUUACAAUAUAGAAGAUAAAAAGAUACAUAGUUAUGUUGCUAGAAAAGUAUCAGUAAAUAAUGACAAUUAUAAUACGAGUAUCGUGCCUGAAGUCUCACAAAACGAUACUAAUUUUGCCUUGCUAUGCAAAGAUCGAGCGAUAGGUCGUACAACAUCCUUGAGAGACAAAUUUGAGACUAUCAUAGAAGAUGUGGAACUGAGAGCAGGUCGACGUUCGUUAACAGGAAAAACUUGCGACCAUCCGAUCGAUUUUUCAGCAAAUCAAAAAGUUGUACAACAACCACCUGCAAGGCCAGCGAGUACACCAACGGAAACGCAACAAUGUGUUUUAACAAGUGUACAACAGGAAAUGGCUGCACGACGAAAGGCUAAUAUUUCGCGCCAAGAUUCCAGAUUAUCUGUUAAAUGUUUAAUAGAAAGUAUUGAAAAUGCUACAAAACAAGCUAAAGCUGGACCGGGAAGUCGUAGCAGUUCAACAUCCUCUUUGAAUUCUAUAGGAACAAAUGAUAUAAUGACACUGAAAUCUCCUCUCAGAGAUCAACAACAAAUAAACAAUUUAAUCUGUACAUCAAAUUCACCAAAUAAUAAUAAAACACAGGCGGCAAUAAAUAGGAAACCAUUAACAGAAACAAAGUCAGCAGUACCCGUGGUUUUAAGUCCUGGUGAACUUUUGGAUUCUGCUGCAUUAAAUGUCAAGGCUAUUGAUUUUGUUCGUCGAAAUAGUGUGACAGAUUUAUCAGAACGUAAAGAUCCUCUUUGUGGUUUGAUCAAGAAUGGUGGUUCUAAGAGAAAUGCAUUACUUAAAUGGUGUCAAAACAAAACAUUAGGCUAUCGAAAUAUCGAUAUAACUAAUUUUAGCAGCUCUUGGAACGAUGGCUUAGCUCUUUGCGCUAUUCUUCAUUCUUAUCUUCCAUAUAAAGUACCAUAUGAUACUUUAACACCUGCUGAAAAACGAAAAAAUUUUUCCAUUGCAUUCUCUGCUGCUGAAAGUGUUGGCAUACCUACAACCUUGAAUAUAGGAGAAAUGUGUCAACUGGAAAGACCCGAUUGGCAACAAGUCAUGACAUAUGUGACUAGUAUUUAUAAACAUUUUGAAACAUAAUCGUGGUCACUAUCGAAGAUUAAGCUAUAUCAUUCUUCCCAUUGAAUCCUCUUACACUUAUUUGAGUGAUCAAGAACAACGGCAUCUAGUCAACUAAAUUCUGCAAGAUACGAUUUUAUACAAAUUUUUCAUUAUUGCUGGAUUAGAGCACUGCCUAUACUGUAUAUAUAGCUUUAUGUGAAAGGAUCUAUUGAAGCAUACAGAGAAUUCGAUGGAAGACUACACACCAAAUGGAAUUGCUUUUAUCAUGAGACUGAAAACUUAUUUACACAUGUGUACGCAUACAUACUAUGUAUAGUAAAACCAAGAAAUGGAUAUUUAAAUCUGAUGAAAGUAUAAAACAAAUACCUUUU
Molecule: messenger RNA, 7702 nt
Organism: Vespa velutina
Lineage: Eukaryota; Metazoa; Arthropoda; Insecta; Hymenoptera; Vespidae
Product: cytospin-A-like
Exons: 11
Coding region: 2445-7349 (1634 amino acids)
Biological process (GO): actin cytoskeleton organization
Cellular component (GO): filamentous actin; microtubule organizing center
Molecular function (GO): protein binding
Source: RefSeq, a predicted model, not a curated record